AUGCCUCAAUCAAAGACACCACCGCAUCCCCUCAUCCCUCUGAGUAUCGAGGAAUCUCACCGUGCACGAGACAUCGUCCUGGGCUCUCACAAAAGCUCAAUCAUUGAUUUCCGAGCCAUAUCUCUCGAGGAGCCACCAAAAGCAGAACUGCAGCCAUUCUUAGACCUAGAGAGUGAUGGAAAGCUGCAACCUAGCACACCAAGACCAGCCCGUCUGGCACGUGUGACUUACGAUGUUAUUGGGAGAGACAAGAUUGCCAAGUACUGCGAGUCGUUGAUCGAUAUUCAGAAGGGGACGAUUGUCAGCCAGAGUGUGGUGGAGAAGCCGGCUCAUGCUGCUUUGACUUGGAAAGAAUUUGACGAUGUGGCUGCUGCUGUGGCUGCGUCCUCUCUCUUCAAGGAAGAGAUUGCCAAAUUGAAUAUCCCAGAUAAAUACGAAGUCGUUGUCGAACCUUGGCCAUAUGGAGGACCCGACGAGGACGAGGAAUGGCGACGAACCUUUCAAGCCCUCUGCUUCGCCAACGAUACCACAAUCGGGAACGCAGACUCCAAUUUCUACGCCUAUCCAUUACCGCUAAUCCCAAUCAUGGAUGCUCGCACUCGCGAAAUUAUCCGCAUCGACCAUCUCGCCACAGGCGGCGAAGAAGACGGUCUCAACCACGGAACUUCAACGGGAAAUAUCAUGGAUCGUUACCAGCCAGCUGAAUACGUCCCUGAGCUUCUUCCUGGUGGCUUGAGGAAAGACUUGAAGCAGUUGAAUGUUGUGCAGCCGGAUGGACCGUCGUUUAAGGUCACGGAUGAAAGUUUGAUUGAAUGGCAAAAGUGGAGAUUCAGAGUGGGCUUUAAUUAUCGUGAGGGUGCAACACUUCAUGAUAUCAAAUAUGAUGGAAGAAGUGUUAUGUAUCGAUUGAGUGUCAGCGAGAUGACCGUUCCAUACGCUGAUCCUCGAGCUCCGUUCCAGCGGAAGCAAGCUUUUGACUUUGGAGAUGGGGGAGCAGGAAUCUGUGCCAAUAACCUUCAACUUGGAUGUGAUUGCUUGGGUCACAUCAAGUAUUUCGACACAGUCAAGACAGCCGGUGAUGGCACAAUAACCAUCAGCCCGAACGUCGUCUGUCUACACGAGCAAGAUAAUGGCAUCGCCUGGAAACAUUCCAAUUGGCGAACUGGCCGCGCCGUCGUUACAAGACACCGGGAACUUGUCAUCCAAUUCAUUAUCACCCUCGCCAACUACGAAUACAUCUUCGCCUACAAGUUCGACUAA
Molecule: messenger RNA, 1260 nt
Organism: Cadophora gregata
Lineage: Eukaryota; Fungi; Ascomycota; Leotiomycetes; Helotiales; Ploettnerulaceae
Exons: 5
Coding region: 1-1260 (419 amino acids)
Biological process (GO): amine metabolic process
Molecular function (GO): quinone binding; primary methylamine oxidase activity; copper ion binding
Source: RefSeq, a predicted model, not a curated record